AUGUUACGUUCGUUUUCAUCUUCACUUCACAGAGUUUCUCUUUUCAUGGCAUCAGAAAAACCUCAACGUCUUCAACAAAUUGCAGGAACCAAUUUCCAGAACACAACAAAGAGGGCAAAAACCAUGGCCACUUCCACUGCAAAUGCAACAGACUCUGCUAUGAAGGAACCUUUUACCAAUUAUGUUGAAUAUAUUAAUAACCUUAAUGAUAAACGGGAAAGAGUGGUGAAAGCAAGUCGUGAUAUAACGAUGAAUAGCAAAAAGGUCAUAUUUCAAGUGCACAGGAUGAGUAAAUACAAUAAAGUGGAAGUACUUGAGAAAGCAGAAAAGGAUUUAGCAGCUGUGACAAACCAGUAUGUGUCUCGACUAGUCAAAGAACUGCAGGGAACUGAUUUUUGGAAGCUAAGACGAGCCUACUCACCUGGGAUACAGGAGUAUGUCGAAGCAGCUACAUUCUGCAGUUUCUGUAAAAACGGAACUCUUUUGAAGCUUGAUGAGAUUAAUGACACAUUGUUACCACUCAGUGAUCCUUCUCUUCAGCCUCUGCAGAUAAACAUCCUUGACUAUCUUUUAGGGCUUGCAGAUUUGACUGGAGAGCUCAUGCGGUUGGCCAUUGAUGAUAAUUCUGAUAUGAAAACAAAGAUGGAUGUCAUGCUUCAAAGUGUCAUGAAAAUAGAGAAUGCUUGCUUUAGUGUUCAUGUGAGGGGGUCAGAGUAUAUUCCACUUUUGGGAUCAAAUGAUUCAAGUUCAUUCUUAGUAGGAGUUCAAGAUAUUUAA
Vicia faba (fava bean) is the source of this 777-nucleotide messenger RNA. The record is from the annotation of a GenBank genome assembly. NCBI's taxonomy places the organism in Eukaryota, Viridiplantae, Streptophyta, Magnoliopsida, Fabales, Fabaceae.